UAUUUGAUUUAUAACAUUUUGGCAACUUACAUUUUUUAUUUUCAUACCUUUUUCUGUUUCUAUUUUGUGGGACAAAAUGUCUCUUUUUAAACUCUAUUUUUUUAAAUGCCAAGAGGCAUUAAAACUGUGAUUAAAAACAGGGUUAUUCCGCUAAAUAUUGAUUUCUGAACUCUAUUGAAACUUUAUGAAUAUGAACUUGAUUUCUUUGCAUUAUUUGAGGUAUGAAAGCUCUGCAUAUUUUUUGUAAUUUUAGCCAUUUCUCAUUUUCUGCAAAUAAAUGCUCUAAAUGACAAUAUUUGUAUUUGGAAUUUUGGGAAAAUGUUGUCCGCAGUUUCUAGAAUAAAACAACAAUGUUCAUUUUACUCAAACAUAUACCUAUGAAUAGCAAAACUGAUAGAGAAACUGAUUCAGAUACUGAAGUGGUCUCAUUUUUUUCCAGAGCUGUAGACCUCCAGAGUGACUUCCAGGCGCAUGUACUGCUGCUCUAGAGCUAGUCAGUCCAGUGGCAAUACUUUUUAUUAAGAUUAUUAAGAUUGUAGGUAUAAAUUGAGUGUGUGUGUCACAGGAUUGCACACAAUGUCUGGAUAGUUUUGGACAGAUACAGUAAGUUCUGUGUGUACAGUAACAGGUAACUCCCACUUUUCUCUCCAGCAACAUACAGGCGGGGUUCAUGGAGUCCAGUCCUAAAAAAGUGAAAGAGCUGAAACCUGACACUCCCCCUUCCAACUUACUCCACGCUUAACUUUCUGUCCCUCAGCACUUGACAAGCACGAUGUUCUUUUGAGGAGCAGCAGCCUGGAGAGAGCGGUCUGUCACGUUUCGAGCAGUUAUACCCAAACAUCACUGACUGGACUGGAGCACCAGCCGCCUGCGCGCUGUAGGACUCGGACUCGGGACUCAGCCUUGAGGUAGUGUACCGGUGCAAACUGAGACGUCAGACCAGACAAGACUGGACUAUAUCAGACCAGAUUGGACCAGACCAGACCAGCCAUGGUUUUGCAGAAGCUCUUGGGGUUUGGGAAGCAGCUGUUGCGUGUGAAAGUGGUGGACUGCAGCUCUGAGGACUCACGUCUCUCCCGCUGUCUGAACACCUUUGACCUGGUGGCUCUCGGGGUGGGCAGCACUCUAGGGGCCGGUGUGUACGUGCUGGCUGGAGCGGUGGCUCGACAGAAUGCAGGUCCUGCCAUAGUGCUGUCUUUCCUCAUUGCCGCCCUGGCCUCGGUACUGGCUGGCCUGUGCUACGCCGAGUUUGGGGCGCGCGUUCCCAAAACAGGUUCAGCAUACCUCUACAGCUACGUGACUGUGGGAGAGCUGUGGGCCUUCAUCACUGGCUGGAAUCUCAUCUUGUCCUAUGUAAUUGGCACCUCCAGCGUGGCCCGAGCUUGGAGCGCCACUUUCGACGAGCUGAUUGGGAAACAUAUUGAGCAGUUCUGUCGCCAGUACAUGAGCAUGAAUGCCCCGGGGGUUUUGGCUGAGUAUCCAGACAUGUUUGCUGUGGCCAUCAUUCUGUGUCUCACAGGUUUGCUGGCCUUUGGGGUAAAGGAGUCGGCCAUGGUCAAUAAGGUGUUCACCUGCAUUAACGUCUUGGUGCUGCUGUUCAUGGUGGUGUCGGGCUUGGUGAAAGGCACGCUGAAGAACUGGCAGCUGAACCCUGAGGAUAUCCUGAAUGGAGGCAACUCCUCAGUCUUCAAUACAACAGAACCUGAGGUGUUAGAAGAGAGUUUAGGUGUGGGUGGGUUUAUGCCGUUUGGCUUCACUGGAGUCCUGUCUGGGGCUGCAACCUGCUUCUACGCUUUCGUAGGGUUUGACUGCAUUGCCACUACAGGUGAGGAGGUGAAGAAUCCGCAGAGGGCCAUCCCCAUCGGCAUCGUCUCCUCUCUCCUCAUCUGCUUCGUGGCCUACUUUGGCGUGUCGGCGGCUCUGACUAUGAUGAUGCCGUAUUAUAUGCUGGACAAGAACAGCCCUCUUCCUGCGGCCUUUAAGUAUGUGGGCUGGGAGGGAGCCACUUAUGCGGUGGCUGUGGGUUCUCUGUGUGCUCUCUCCACCAGCCUGAUUGGCGCCAUGUUCCCAAUGCCACGGGUCUUGUGGGCGAUGGCUAGCGACGGGCUGCUCUUCAAAUACAUGGCUGAAAUAGACCCGAAAACAAAAACCCCCUUUCCUGCUACUCUAACAUCUGGCCUUAUGGCAGCCAUCAUGGCCUUCCUAUUCGACCUGAAGGAUCUAGUUGAUCUCAUGUCUAUCGGCACUCUCCUGGCGUACACUCUGGUGGCUGCCUGCGUGCUGGUGCUCAGGUAUCAGCCAGAGCAUCCCGCUCCUGUGUACCACAUGGCGAACACACAUGAAGAGAUGGAGAUGAGUGAAUCAUUCAGCAACACGAGUAUGGGCAUUCUGCCCGGCGUGGAGGAACGCUUCAGCUUUAAAACCCUGUUAUUUCCUGACAACACGGAGCCAUCCAGCCUCUCCGGCUCUGCUGUCAACGUCUGUGCCAGCCUGCUAGGCUGCUUAAUCCUGGUGUUCAGCAUCUUGGCUGUUCAGGGGGGCUUGGCCAUCUGGAGUGUAGCUGCUCUCAGUGUGAUAGCUAUUGUUUGUCUCAUACUUACAUUCAUCAUCUGGAGACAGCCGGAGAGUAAAUGCAAACUUUCCUUUAAGGUGCCUCUGUUGCCCUUCAUCCCUGUGAUUAGCAUGUUUGUGAAUGUGUAUCUGAUGAUGCAGUUGGACAGAGGGACGUGGAUACGCUUCGCUGUGUGGAUGUCUAUCGGCUUGGUUAUAUAUUUUUGCUACGGUAUAUGGCACAGCUCGGAAGGUGCUCUGGUUCGCUCUAGUCCUGAUGAAGAACUAGAUUCAUGCAAACCCACCUGCGCCCACAACGGGGACGCCAUGUCACAUGAAAAGGAGGCUUUCCUCUGCAAUGGACUAGACAAUGCAGUUGAUGAGGACGGAGAGCUCUGAGGGACUGAGGGCACCAGACGAACCUCUGUGCUGUCUGCCCCACCUUCUGGCUAAAGCCUGGCGCUGGAGGGCACCGAAAAGCACAGACUAUCAACAGGCUGAGUGUGGGGAGGAUACAGUGCUACAGUUCAUUAGCAUGUCACUUUCUUAUAAGGAAGUCGUGUUUGUGGCUCUAAAUUAGAGCUGGCACGAGGCCACUAUCUCUUUUCCAAUAUCGAUACAAGGAAACCUUGAGUAUCGUCUGAAGCCAACAUUGCUCCGAUAUUUGUUUUUCUUAAAAUUAUAGACUAUUAGAUUUUUUAAGACUGAAAGUAAAUCCAAUUUGCUUCCCAGCAAUCAGAUCUGUUGAGAUGACUGUCCACACUGUGAUUUUACAGAUGAUCAGAUCAGGUUUGCAUGUCCAGGCAUGAUUGGACUUCAAUCACUCUGUGACACAAAAGUGAAGCAAAAAGUGACACAUUAAAAUCUGAUUUGAGCAGCCAGGUGCAUCUGUACAAAUCUGAUUGUAAUAGCAUUACAAACCACUUCCAAAUGUAGUUUGGAUCUGAUUCGCCGAAAAAAGCAUGUCAUAUGGUUAAAAAUCAGUCUGGAUACAAUCUAGAUAUGCAAAAUAUUGGAUUCCAUGAGGUUUCUGACUGUCCAGACUAUCAAAAAUCAAUCUGGAUACAAUCUAGAUGUGCAGAAAUAUUGGAUUUCAUUUGAUUUCUGAUUAUUCAGAUUAUCAAAAAUCAAACUGGAUCAAUAUAGGACUUAGGCUGUCAGCCUGAACAUAGCCCUAGUCAAAGCACUUCACCUAAGGGUAGGGAUAUACUUGCUGUUAACUACGCGGCUGCGUUUUCAUGAUGUUUGCCUUGAUGUCCUGCGUUUGGUUGUGCAUGUCCUUUAGAAAUUAUUAAGGUGCAGUGCACAAAAAAAAAACACUAGGGGCAGUGCAGCACUCAGCAGCAUUAAACUGAUGAAAAGUUUUGAGGAGCAGCUGUAUGAUGUGUCCUUGUUGCUGUGGCAAUGUGUACAUUAAAUUGAAAUAGACCUGUGGCUGCUACGUCUGCACGCGAUAGGAAAUGCCCGAGAAACAGAGUAAGGGUGGAGCUGAUUGGUGUUUUGUCCAGCAGUCAUCAGACGCCUCACCUGCCCUCUAGUGGAAAUCUCCAGUAACAUGCAUUCACAAGGCAGCCGGAUCAUCAGCAAGUAUACCUUUAGCCUAAAAUCACUAUCUUAAAGUGUACAGUGUUUCCACACAGUGUGAAUUAAGUAUGUCCUUAGAACCAACUUUACAGCAACUUGUUUAUAUGUUGACAUUGGGCCAUAUGGCAUUACUACUAUCAUGUGAUCCUAUAUUUUCAAAACUGAGCAAUUCUGUGAUAUUCCAGAUUUUGAUUUUCUAAAGCAUCAGAUGAGGUAAAUCGCCCAAUAUUGAUUAUGGCUAUGCGGUUUUGCCCUUGACAUUCUGACUGCUCAGGAACUCCUUCCCAGUUUAAACUCCAAGAAACCAAAGUAGACAAAGAGUGUCCAGUCUGAGGAAGUCUUGGGCAUAUUUUGAUGAUCAACUGCUGUUUAUUUUUGCGUGCAAGUCUGGUUUUAGACAGAGAUCAUUUGUGUUGCUUGAUUGCUGCUUUCGUCAUCAGGACUGAAGAUAUUACAGUCAGCAUAGCUGUACCACAACCAUGGAUGUUCGACCUUUUUUAAAGCCGUCUGUUUAACAGAUCAUUGUGUUUAAAUUCACACCAUGGCUGACUCACUGUUAAAAAAAAGUAUAUGAUCCAGUUUUUUACACAAUAGCUGCAUUUUAAAGCCUAGGAUGUAGCCUGUGUGGGCUGCGAUUCUCAGAUGCUGUCAUAGAAAACUGGUCUAAAGUGAAGGAUCCUCAUAUACAGCCAAGAAAUGCAGGACCUAACUUUGUAUCCUUCCAGGCGCUUGGGUUAUCCAUAGUUCUCUGGGCAGGCACUACAUGUUAUUAAAUGUUUAGAUUGAUUUCAUUUCUGUGGCACAAUGCAAAAGGCUCGACUUUUGUUCUACAAAUUACAGCACAGGUGGGACCUUUAUGGUGACAUCACAAAUUAACCUCGUUAGACUGUUCCAUUUGUGAAACCAAUAGGCCACUAAAAAGGAUUCUUCAUACAACAGUCUUAUUGAGAGGGUCUGUCCUACUUUAACAGCAGUCUAGGCUUUGAAACACAGCUAUCGUGCUCAGAAUGCAUCUGACCAAUACUCCCAUCUGGAGGAUCAAUACAGAAACAACAAACUGAAUGUUUUUUUGUUUUUUUUUUGCUUUUCUACCAAAUUAGGUGUACAGAUAAUUCUUUGAGCAAUGCCAUAGAAUAAUUAUUGUUGGUUCCAUAAAAAAACUGUUCUGUAAUAGAGAUGUUUGUGUGAAAUCCUUUAGAAAUGGAUAAAGAACAUUUACCGUAUUUUUCGCACUAUAAGGAGCACUUAAAAUCCUUUAAUUUUCCCAAAAAUUGAAAGUGCACCUAAUGUAUGAAUUCUGGCAGUCAGUUUGUAAGGAGCUGUAAAGCCACUCGCUGAGACUGGAACAGUAUUAGCAUUAGCCACUAACCACAGCGUUAGCUCUUUCAACGUACAGAGGUGAGUAUAUCAGACUGUACACUGCGUGUUUACCCUAUUAAAACAAGCUGCGUGGGAUUAACCGCUAGCUGAUAGCGCCCUGUCUUACCGGAACACACAGGGUUCCUCAGUGUAGAGCUGUUGGGUAGCAUUUAUUAGCGCUAAGCGCUGCUAACCACGAAUAGCACUGCUGCUAACUGCGCUGUUCAAAGUCCAUUAGAAAUCCAAGCUUAUUGUAAAUAAACGGAAGAGCUUUACUCAACCAAAUAAACAGUUUUUUAGGAGAGAAACCUGUGUUGAUUAACAUCCAGCGCUCGUUUGACUUUAAAAGAAAAUGUUUUUUCUUUAAGAGUUACAGUUUUGUUUACUUAGGCGUUUCCCCCAGUUUCCCUAUUAGAAGGGAAACAAGGCGUAAGCCCUGUUCCUUACUAUUGUCGUUUAAAAUGAACCUUAUAAUUGAAUGUGCCUUAUGUAUGAAAAUAGACCAUGAAAUAAACGAUAAUUGAUAGUGCGCCUAAUAAUACGGUGCACCUUAUAGUCAGUAAAAUACGGUACAUUAAUUUCUUUAUACAACAAGAGUCGUAGGACAACAAAGUGCUGGGAAUUGCUUCUUGAUUGCUUUAUAAGGCUAGCUCAUUAAAACAGUAGUUUUAAUUGAUAGUAUUUAGGCUUAAAACGCUAAUUUAAAGUAAACAAGAAUUGUGUGCAUGUUGUUGUAGACACUAAAAAAUAUAUUGUGGCAUUCAGUGUACAUCUAUUUUUUACCCUGGAGGUAAAUACUAGCUCUACUAUCCACACAGUCUAGACUUCUUCUACAGAACAAGAGAAGCUAAUGUGAAUCAAUGCAGUAAACACGGAUUUAUUUAGCCACACACUAGUUUACAAACAACUGCGUCACAUUUUAAUUAAGCAGCUUUACUUGGGCUAAAACUUAAAAAUAAUAAAAAUAAUCUCUUAAUUUUUUUUGCUCGCAGUUGUGGUAGUGUAAUAUUUGUAAAUUGCAAAGUAUGCUUUUUAUGAUGUUAAAACCAUAUCAGAGACAUAUGCAGAAAUGUUGUUUUGGUAAAAGCUUGUCAUUUCGUCUUGUUAUUUUAAUCCUGAAAAAUAUUGAAACAUGUUUAAAUAUCUAUGUUUUUUGACUCUGCUAUUUGCAGACUUGAAACACAUUUUACUAGUGUAGGAAAAGAGUUAAACAACAUUACAUAUUAGAAUUUGUAUUAUGUGUUCUUGGGCUCCCCCUACAGUCAGAAACUGAAAUUUGCGCUUUAAAAUUCAAAUAAAAGGCAUACAUUUCUGGACAUUUGAGAUAUAUAGAACCAAGAUAUUAAAUAAAUGCAUGUGGACAAACAUGGUAGAGUAUAUAGAGGAUUUUACACUAAUUUAACUUAAUUUGAGUCAAAAACAUUUUAACAUGUAUAUAUAUUUUUUUGCUUUAAGCUUCACAGUGUUCUUCAAUCAGAGAGCAGAGCACCCCAUCCAUACCCCCGCCCCCCAUCCCCUCAGAAUGUACAUGUCUGUCAGCAUUAGUAAUGUAAUGUAUUGUAAUAUAAAGAAAUGCUGUUUACAGUAUCUCGCUAUGUUGUUUGUCCUAUUAGUUGGACCAUUUCUACUGUGAUUUGUAUAUUUAGUGUUAAACCCUGGAAUGGUUGAGAGCCGUAUUUGUUGCGCUGUAGUUUUAGAAUGUUGUCUUUCUCCUGUUUCACUUGCUGCUGUAAAUAAAAUGCUUUUUGUGA
Astyanax mexicanus (Mexican tetra) is the source of this 7244-nucleotide messenger RNA. RefSeq names its product solute carrier family 7 member 1a (gene slc7a1a). NCBI's taxonomy places the organism in Eukaryota, Metazoa, Chordata, Actinopteri, Characiformes, Acestrorhamphidae. Gene Ontology annotation, cellular component: plasma membrane. The record is from RefSeq and is a predicted model, not a curated record. Bases 991 to 2949 code for a protein of 652 amino acids. Gene Ontology annotation, molecular function: amino acid transmembrane transporter activity. Gene Ontology annotation, biological process: amino acid transport; transmembrane transport. The transcript is spliced from 12 exons.